Molecule: messenger RNA, 1026 nt
Organism: Paramecium sonneborni
Lineage: Eukaryota; Ciliophora; Oligohymenophorea; Peniculida; Parameciidae
Source: the annotation of a GenBank genome assembly
AUGACACAUAAACCAUCUCAUAACCCAGCCCUUUUUGAUUAAUAUAUUUAAUACGACGGUCCUGAGGGAGAAGGAUUUCGAAUUGCCCAAUCUGCCAAUUCUACUGAUAUAUAUAUUGUUGAUGAUUAUGGUGGUUGGGUUGAUAAAGAAUUAAAUUAUUAUGAUAGAGAUGGAGAACCUGCAGGAUAUUUUGAUCAAGAUUAUAACUUUUAUGAUAUGCAAGGUUGUAGAAUUCCUGGAGGUUAUAAAGGUGGCAAAUCUAUUGAAAGAGAAAUCAAAAAAAAACAAAAAUACCUUGAUAGUGUUCCAGAUAACUCUAAAUAAAAAUUUGGUAUUUCUCUAGACAUAUUUCUAGUUGUUGAAAUCUAAAAUCUGCCUUCUAACACUGUACCCAUCUAAAUUAUCAAUUAUAUUCUUGAGAGAUGUGAUUUGAUAUAGGCACAAAUUGAAGAAUGUAAAAAAGUAUAGAAAUAACCUACCAAAGGUUAUGUUGUUGUUACUGGAGCAGACAAAGUUUAGAAAUUAUUAAUUUUAGAAGGUAGAAAAUUUAGAUUGUAAGAAAAAGUAUCAAUAUUCCAAAAAUAUUAGGAUGGUAAAUAUUAAAGUAAUGAAAUUCAAAUAUUUGUCAGAGAAGCCAAAUUUAAUAAUGGAAAACAAUUUUCAAACAAUAAUAACAAUUCUAAAAAUAAUUAAUAAGAAUAAGUAGAAUAAGAAGAUGAUGGAUAUAAAAUUGCUUUUGAAAAUCUAGAUUCUAAAAAAAACAACCAAGAAUUCCUCAACUGGAUUGUUAGUCAAACUAAUUGUGAACCAGAUGAAAUCGAACUUAAAAGACCUAACUCAAAACCUUCAGGAUAACUCCUCUUAUAAAAUGAAAAUCUUAUGUACUUAAUUUUGAAAUAAAAUGGAAGGCAAUUUGGCGAUUCACGUAUUACUUUUAAACAAAGUAUUUUUCUCAUUCAUCUUUUAGUAUCUAAAUAAUGAAAUUCUGAAGAAUCAACAAACAUGUGCACGUGUGAUAUAUAUUAC